Molecule: messenger RNA, 3234 nt
Organism: Myxocyprinus asiaticus (Chinese sucker)
Lineage: Eukaryota; Metazoa; Chordata; Actinopteri; Cypriniformes; Catostomidae
Product: somatomedin-B and thrombospondin type-1 domain-containing protein
Exons: 5
Coding region: 1-855 (284 amino acids)
Source: RefSeq, a predicted model, not a curated record
AUGAGUUCCUCAAAUGAGAGGAGCAACAUAUCCAGGCUGGUCAUUAUCAUGUCAGCGUGCAGCUCCAGUCUCUCAUGGAUGGUUUUCUACUUCGCUGUACUGGUAACGCUGGUGUCCCUGUGCGUGGGAGGUUGUCUGGAUGCGGGACUGUGUUGCGUUGGACAAAACCAGUCAUGUAUUACUGAAGGCUGGAGGCAAGAUCGCUCGUAUGGGGAGUGUUACUGCGACCAGGCAUGCAAGAUGACACUGGACUGUUGCCACGACUAUGACCUUGCCUGUCCAGCUGUAUCUUGUGUGGUGAGUGAAUGGAGUGGAUGGUCUGGCUGUUUGGAGCUGUGUAAGCCCACAGUGCGGACCAGACAGAGGCAGGUUAUUCAACAGGCACGUUACGGUGGCAAAUCCUGUCCGUCUCUACAGCAGACUGCAGGCUGUGUUGAGUACCAUGACCAGCAGGGACCCUGCCUGCAGUCACUGGUCCCUGCUCUCAUCACCACUGGCGGCUAUGGAAAUGCCCGGAAAAAGAGGGAUAUUUCAGACACAAACAAUAUCACAGGUUACUGUGUGGAGUUUGAACUCACCUCUCUGACGGCCGGUUGCCAGAGCAGUAUCACUCCGCACACUCGCUGGAUGCGGUACCUGAAGGAAGGGCAUCAAGUGUGCGUGGAAUGCCAGCCACCAGCUCUCGCCCAGGGCCAACGCUACUGUUUAGGGGACGGGGAAAGCACCAGGCAGGAAUGGAGGUUAUCUCUGCAGUGGCAGGCUGUGGGGAAUUCUCAGUGCAGAGGGGUGUGGAGACGGGUUCGUCGCCGAGAUUCCUGUUCCUGUCCUACUGCACACAGUUUCCUCUUCAUCUAGCUCACACACUUUAAUUAGUCUUAACCGGGUCAUGUAAUUUCAUACUUGAUCACUGAUGAAAUGAUGGUAGAAUGAGUAGGUAGAGCAAUACGUGGUAACGCCCCAACCUGCUUCAGGCUUGUAUGUCAAAUAAUACAGUAUGAAAUGCUAUAAAUGUUGUCAAUAUUCAAUAUAGUUGUCAAUCGAGAAAAUAUUCCAUACUAGUUCACAUUUUUCAUAAAUGAAUUCUCACUACUGCUAAUGGUCUUCCUUUUAGCCCUAAAAUAACAAUUCUGUCAUCAUUUACUCAAUCUCUUCAUUUCAGACCCAUAUGAUUUUCUUCUCUUUUUUUUUUUUUUUUUUUGGUUUUUCCCCCUUUUCUCCCAAUUUGGAAUGCCCAGUUCCCAAUGCACUUUUAAGUCCUCGUGGUCGUGUAGUGGUUCACCUCAGUCUGGGUGGCGGAGGACAAAUCCCAGUCGCCUCUGCGUCUGAGACCACCAACCCAUGCAUCUUAUCACGUGGCUUGUUGAGCGCAUUGCCACGGAGACAUAAUGCAUGUAAAGGCUUCACACCGUCCACCGCGGCAACCACGCUCAACUCACCACGCGCCCCACCGAGUCACCGAAUCACAUUAUAGCAACCACGAGGAGGUUACCCCAUGUGACUCUUCCCUCCCUAGCAACCGGGCCAAUUUGGUUGCUUAGGAGACCUGGCUGGAGUCACUCAGCAUGCCCUGGGAUUUGAACUAGCGAACUAGCGAACUCCAGGGGUGGUAGCCAGCGUAUUUUACCACUGAGCUACCCAGGCCCCGUGACCCAUAUGAUUUUCAAAUUGAAUUUGAAAAUGUGUUUUCCCGAAACAUCUCCUUUUGUGUUUCAUAAAUGAGAAAAAGUUGUACAGGUUUGGAAUGACACAAGGGUGAGUAAGUGAUGACAGAAUUUUAGUUUUUUGGGUAAACAGGUAAAGAAAAAGUUCUUUGAACAGUUAAUGUAGAGAACACUGGAAUAAUCAAUUCAAGGUAAAAUUAAUAAUCUGUAUCAUUUAUUUGAUUUCCAGCCAACCAAGGGGGUAGUGGGAUAUCUCUUCUUCAUACUGCAAAUGAUUUCAGGACAUUUUGACACAUUUUGGCUCUUUUUCCUAUACAAGACAAGAAGGAAUUGGCUUUUUGUCACAUACAGAACAAGUUACAGCUUCAGAGGUACGACAUGCAUUAAACAACAAAAUUCACGUACAGAAACAACAGCAUAGAAAGUCGACAGGUAGAAAGUUUACAAAACAAACAGCCUUUAGAGCUACAAACAACAUUGUAGAAGAUUAAGGGGGAGAGGGAGGGAUUGUAAACAGUGCUCUCUGUUUUAUAAGUUCCCUGGAAACUCUAUGGAUGUUUACAUUAAUUUCUUUUCAUGAAAUACUUGGUAAAAUUUCAUACCUCUAGUUACCACUGUUAUUGUACAAUUUUUAUACAACAAAAAUCUAAUAAAAGAAAGAAGACGCUUGUGCUUUCUGGUUUAAAUGAAAUGCAUACAAACCCUUUAUCAUCACAAAUCCUCUCAUAAAUAAUAAACUCAAUUAAAAUUCAAAGCUCCAGUUAUCUAAUACAUGUGACUGUGAACCGAAAAUAACAUAAACAUCAAAUAAUAAUUUCAUUUUCAAAAAGUGUCCAUGUUGAUGCUGGAAGCAUCAUCAGUUUAUCACAGUCUAGCAUGUUUUUGAGCAAAUUUGAAUACCACUUAAUUUGAAGGAUUUUAUUAAUGUAACAUUAUGGAUUACAGUCUAACAUGUGAGUGUGUAUUUUAGACAAAACACCUUUAAUGCCAUUAGACCAUCUAAUAAGACCCUGACAUUGCACUCAAAUUACUGAUUGUCAUCACUGUUUGUUGACUGGUGUCUAAAAAAUCCUCCCCCAAAUAAUCACCUAUAUACAGUAUAUUUUAUUCUAAUCUUUGUAAAUGCUCUAAGCUCACUGCACUAUGCGUGUUCCCCAUAGGCCAGUAUAUAGAAUGUCUGCAGAACAUAUACUGUAUCAGUAAUAACAACAUUCUGACAUGUCUGAUUGGGCCAUUAACAUGGAAUAUAUGAGGGUGAAUCUCUCGUAAACCUGCCAAGAACAUGUCUGAGUCAUAUCACAAACAAACGGGAGAAAAGAAAUUCGAAAUUAUAUUUUGCAUUAAGAAAAUGAAGCCUAUGUUUAAUACCAUUAAGAUUUUUGCCAUUGUGACAUUAUUUUAAUGAUGAUUAAAUACAUUAUUGGCCAAUUCCUUUGACUCAAAUAGUAGAGAAUGGUUCUAGCAACAUCAAGGUCAUGGGUCUGAUUCCCAGGGAAUAUGUGUACUGUUAAAAAAUGUAAGUAUGUCACUUUGGAUAAAAGCAUCUGCCAAAUGAAUAAAUGUCAAAGUAUAU